AGCAAAACCAUUGUUUUGUUCCGUUCAAUGUCUCCUCAUCUGUUCUUCCUCUACUCGCUUCAAAAAACCCACCAAAAUGUCAACUGAAUCACAAAUAAUCUUACUUUUGUUUUGUUAAUAUCAAGAAAAAAUGGGUGUUGGCGGGAAUUUCUGGGAUAUACUUAAACCCUACGCGCGAACAGAAGGGUUCGAUUUUCUAAGAAACAAAAGGGUAGCCAUUGAUCUAUCGUAUUGGAUUGUUCAACAUGAAACCGCAAUUAAAGUACACACUCGAAACCCUCAUCUCAGACUCACAUUCUUCCGAACUAUCAAUCUGUUCUCCAAGUUUGGUGCUUUUCCGGUGUUUGUGGCAGAUGGAACCCCAUCACCAUUGAAGUCUCAUGCAAGAAUUAUGAGAUUCUUUCAAGCAUCUGGUAUCGAUCCUGCAAGCUUACCAAUAUCAAAUGGUUCUUCUGUUGAGAGAAAUAAAAAGUUCUCAAAAUGCGUUGAAGAAUGUGUGGAGUUGCUUGAACUUUUUGGAAUCCCUGUUUUGAAAGCAAGUGGUGAAGCUGAAGGACUCUGUGCACAAUUAAAUAGAGAAGGUCGUGUUGAUGCUUGUAUUACUUCUGAUAGUGAUGCUUUUUUAUUUGGUGCCAAAUGUGUUAUUAAGCACAUCAACCCCAACUCACAGGAGCCAUUUGAGUGGUAUGAGAUGUCAGAUAUUGAAGGAGUCCAAGGGAUUGGAAUUGAAACUGCACUUUCAUUUGUCAAAUCUUUCAAUGAAGAUGAGGUUUUAGAUAGGUUAUGUGCAUUAGGAAGUGGAGACAUGCUUUCUAUGGGCUACAAGGGCGAUUCCAUUCUUGUGAAGUUUGCAGUUCAAGUAAUAAUCACAAAGGUUGUGUGCAAAAACCGAUUGGGUUUAAAUGUGAUUUGCUUAUCAUGUCAUCAGGAUAAGAAAGAAAAGGAACAAAAGAAGAAUGAAGCUUGGAAAAUGAGAGUAUGCAAUAAAAUCGCCUCAGAGCCAAACUUUCCAAAUAAGGCAAUCAUUCAAAUGUAUUUAAGCAACAACCACACCAAUUUCACUGAUGCAGAACCAUUUAUAUCAUGGAAAAAUCCAAACACGGAAAUGCUGAUCGAUUAUAUAGGUUAUAAGCUAAAUUGGGAACCCUCUUUCACACGACAAAAACUCUUUCCAUUUUUGUCCACCAUUUUCUUGAGAAAUAAAGCCAAAAAUCAAGAAACCGGAUUAUUACAUGGACAAUAUGAGUUUGACUUCAUUCAAAGAACAAAGACAAGAUUGGGUCAUAUGUUGUAUGUGGUCACUUGGACAAAACAUGGUCAAAUGGUCAACACUCAUAUCCCUACAACACCUUUGAUGGAAGAUUCUCAAGUUCAAGAAUAUGAUGAUGAUGAUGAUAUUGAUGAAUCGGUUAAUAAUGUUUGUGUUGAUAUUGAUAAUGAGUGUGUGAUGACUGAUGAAAAUAUGGAUCUUGUUAUGGCUGCAUAUCCGCAAAAGGUUAAGCAAUUUAUACAACAAAAGGAGUUUAAAGAAUCAAAAUCGAAGAAAAAAGGUAGAGCAAAAUCUACAUCAACACCUGAGAAUUCAUUAUCACCAUCAUCAAGAAGUGUUCAACUUAGUAUAAAAGAAUUCUAUCGUUCAUCUAAAGGAGAAUCUAUGGAGAAGUUGAAAGACAAUGAUUCUUCUACUAUAGUAAAAAGGAAUGUUACAAGGGGUAAUUUCUCAAAAUCUGCAAGGCGUCGCUUGCUUUUUGAAUAGUUUUGUGAAAAUGUAGGUGGAUUUGUAUGUGCAUAGUUUGUUUUGUGUUACUCGGUAGUGAAAUUCCUAGUUUACCCUUUAUAAGUUAGUAUGGUGUGUUUCAUCUUGUAAAGGUUAAAUGUUUGGUUAUGGAAGAUGUUUCAUUUUA
This is a messenger RNA of Lactuca virosa, 1904 nucleotides long. NCBI's taxonomy places the organism in Eukaryota, Viridiplantae, Streptophyta, Magnoliopsida, Asterales, Asteraceae. The record is from the annotation of a GenBank genome assembly.